ACUGCAGCAGCUAGCCUAACCAUUUUAUCUAAGUCUUUCUCCUCAAAAAGGGUCGAACUACUAAAGAUGUCGGCGAAUUACAUCCCUCGUGGACCAUUGCUGAUACUCGCAGUACUGAUUAUUGCUGUUUUUGUGCUUCGUUCUUUUUUCGGUGUUCCUAAAUUCGGGAGGAAAUAUAGUGCAGAUUUUGUUCACAAACCUGCUGGAUCCAUCAGAAUCAAGAUGCUUACAUUUAAUAUUUGGUUUUCUCCGGACAAAAUGGCCGAAAGGAUGGAAGCACUGGGGAAAAUCGUGCAAGAUCUCAAACCUGAUAUUUUAACUUUUCAAGAAGUUACUCGCGUAAACUUAGGAUUACUCCGAAAACAGCCAUGGUUUUCUCGAUAUCACCUAACACCGCCUGAUGCUGAAAGACACCCUGGGUAUUUUGUCGUUAUUUUAAGCAGAUUUCCGAUCGAAAAAUGGCAGACCUACCCGUUUGAAGAUUCUCCAUAUCAGCGUGAACUUUUGACCGCAGAAAUCAAGUUCAAUUUGGCGCCAAAGACACGGAAGUUUGUGAUUGCAACAACUCAUUUGGAGCAUUCUGGCAGAUCUUCCAAAUUGCGAGAAAAACAUCUAAAGGAGACCGUGAAAAUGCUUUCUACGUUUGAAAAUGUUUGUGUGAUGGGUGAUAUGAAUCUGGAACGUCAAUUUGAUGGUGAUGUCGUUCUUCCUGUGCAGUGGAUUGACGCGUGGCUUGCAAUUCCUGGACAUACAGACAGUAAUGGUUACACUUGGGACGAGAGGAGAAAUCCAUUCAUUGUGAGAGAGAGAGAAUCAACUUUGAAGGAUCGCCUGGAUCGUGUCUUUUGCAAACUAUCAGGCUUUAAAGUGAAAGAGGUAACAGUUGUGGAUGAUAGAAUGACAAAAUCUGGUGUCCUUCCAAGUGAUCAUUUUGGUAUUUUUACUGUUCUUGAAGCAUCAAAGAAAACCAGUUACAACAAAAAGAAUUCCCAGGCUGAAAAGGGGGUUUAUUUCAAGAGGCCAUGAGGAUGGGAAAAGUUAAUUAAUCUGUAGUUCACCCAUGUAGAUGGAAAAGAAAAAACAGGGUACACCUUAAGGCAGAUGCUUCGUAGAGUUUUUGGUAGAGGUACCCUUCUCAGGCCACAGUUCUCCACCCUUGUACUAGGUGAGGGCUGGGGCAGAGGCAAGCACUGUCUUAAAAUGUUUCGGCCACAAUAUAUUUUAUUGUUCAACAUAAAGAAGCAGUUUUAAUUGUGUAAGCUCAACUUGCUCAGUUUGUUGACUUCAUGUGUUAUCAGAACAGGUGAGAAUGGAAUGAAAUGCAUGUGUUCAUAUUCUCAUGAAGCAGUGACAAGAUACAAAGAUUUCAUGUUUCUCCCUGGUGCGAGACAAAAAUGCAGUUGUUAGACACAUUAUUGUUUAAUAAAUGUUUUGGUUGGGUCA
This is a messenger RNA of Pocillopora damicornis (cauliflower coral), 1443 nucleotides long. Its product is annotated as 5'-tyrosyl-DNA phosphodiesterase. Gene Ontology annotation, molecular function: 5'-tyrosyl-DNA phosphodiesterase activity; single-stranded DNA binding. Gene Ontology annotation, cellular component: cytoplasm; PML body. Gene Ontology annotation, biological process: double-strand break repair. The record is from RefSeq and is a predicted model, not a curated record. Lineage: Eukaryota; Metazoa; Cnidaria; Anthozoa; Scleractinia; Pocilloporidae.